Quercus lobata is the source of this 3856-nucleotide messenger RNA. RefSeq lists its product as uncharacterized. The transcript has 2 exons. Bases 1928 to 2890 code for a protein of 320 amino acids. The record is from RefSeq and is a predicted model, not a curated record. Lineage: Eukaryota; Viridiplantae; Streptophyta; Magnoliopsida; Fagales; Fagaceae.
UAUUCAUGUCCUAUUGAUUAUUUCAUGCAAAGUUCUAUGUUCAUACUCCAUUGAGAUAUCUUGAAGGCUGAUCAAAAUUUUUACUCAUGGUCAGCCUCUAAUUUUUUACAAUGAAACCUUCUUUUAGCUUUCUACUUUAAAUUCAAGAUCACUUUGGUAAUCACUUACCCCCCAAUUGCAUCAGUUUCAUUUUGAACUGAAUCUGAGUGUGAUUCUUGCCUCCAUGCACUGGUUUUUUAUUCCAGUCAAGUGCCUCACUAAAGGCACCUUGCCUCAAUACUUUGAGGCACCUUAGUGGUGCCUUGCACUGCUUUGAUAGCCUAGGCGCUUGCUCGGAUUGCCUUUAACCACCUUGGUUCUUUAAGCUGUCAUUUCCAAAGGAGAGUUGAAAUCUUGCUAUAAAUGGGUUGGAAUGAGAUGUAUGGAUAGUUGGAUACAUAGUAAGCAUUGCGACGAAUAGGUUGAAGAACCCUAAUCUGAGGCCAAGGUGAAAUUCUUAUAGAUCAUUCCUUUUUGACACCCAAAGUAGAAACUCAAAUGCCUGAAUUUGAGUGCUUUGGCUAAAAUUUGGAAAUACUUUUUUUUUUUUAAGUAAAAUCCAGAAACACACAAUAAUAUUUUCCAAGCAUCAAUAAUCUAUUAUGAUCUUAGUGCCCCACAUAGAUUAAGUGUAAGCUUAACCAUGUGAUUAUAAGCUCUUGGGUACUCAACCAUUAUAAGCCGAUUUUAAAGUGUGAGUUCUACUUAUGGGUUUGUAACAUUUGGUCUCAGAGCCAAGUAGCCAACCACCACGUUGAGUAAUUGGACGUAACUUAUUGAGUAUGAGAUCAAAUCAGUUGUGGCUUUGAAGUUGGGUCUCGGAGGGGGUGACUAAGAGACUAGACUAAAAUAAUUGAUAGGUGAGUGGAGCCUUCAAAAAGAGAAAGGGCUACCAUCAAUCAUAUACUUCUAAACUCAUUUUCUCUUUGCUGCAGUUUAUCUGCCUCCUUGUGCAAUUGCUGUACAUCGUCUAGUAGCCCAAGUUCAAAAACCAAACAUUGAAUGGCCUAAGUCAUAUUAAAGAUGUUGAACAAUGUGCCUAGAAAAGAUGGAGGCUAUAAGGUCUUGGCACUACAAAAUUCCACCAUAUAUUUCAAGGCAUCUGUCUACUAAGUCCUUUGUAGAAGACUUGGUUUCUCCAUUAUUGCAUAUUUUGUCACCACCAACUCUAAGACCGGUGUAUCUGAGGCCUGGCUACCUCGGAUUAGUCACAUAAUUCUCUGGUUUGUUCGUGUCCUUGGUUAUCAUGGGUGGUUCCAUUUUCUUUUUUGUCGAUCCAAAAUGUUUGAAUUUUCAGUAGAGGAGGGAGGUACUUUCUACUCUUUACGUAUAUUUGAAAGAUACAAGGAUUCUCUCCGGUCGGUUUUCUUGGGAAAAGAUAGUGCUUUGCGUCUGCUAUCUUAUGUUGAGGAUCUCAUGUCAAAUACUCAUCCUGAAAAUUUUGCUAGAACCUUCAGGGAUGGUAGUAAGGUUUUUAUUUUGCAACUGGGAUUCAAUGCACAUGGAAGCUUUCUUAUGAUCUCUGAACUUCUUCAUGGUCGUCGGAAGGGCCUCAUCAUUGUACCGGAAGGAAAGCUGGGUUGUGGGUGGAGAGGUUUUGGCUUUCAUCUUUGUAAGGCUAUUGCUCCCGACACUCUUGGCGUUAAACUGCCAUCUCAAUUUGCCCUGUUCUCGACAGUGCAGACGUUUAGAAAUCAAAAAUCCUUUCUGUCGGCAGCGGUGGAUGGUCAUCGGAAAACCAAUGGUGGAAGCAGAUCAGGAAAGCUUGCAAUGCCCAAAAUUCAAAAUUCAAUCAAAUCAUAUCAAUCUAUCAAGUCUAGCUUGAGCAGUCCAGGAUCUGCGUGAAAGGGGUGCUGGGCAGGUAAGCGCGGUUCCUGAGGCUGAAGUCAUGCUUGAAAUAAAGGAUGACGCUCUUAAUGGUGCUGAUUCUCCUUUGUCCCUAGAAGUUUCUCUAUGUUUGGUGUGUGGGCUGAAUGGCAAGUGGGAUAUUAAGUGCUCCAACAUUAAGGAAGUGGGCUGUUCUGGUGCUGGGCCCACGCAAGAUAUUUUUAAGCCCAAUGUUCUUGCUGAAGCUUCCCCACUUAACCUAGCCCAGCCCCACAAACUUAAGCCCAAGCCCUCUAUGGUCUGGCAACCCAAAAGAAAAGAAAAGACCACCAGAUCUUCUCCGAUGCGAGCGACCCAAAUUCCAGGGAUGUCGAGUCCAUGCGAGAGACCCAACCAGACUUCUUCGCGCCCAUCGUUUAUGCCUCUGAUGUCGUCGAUGGUCUCCGACGUCUCCGAUGUCGCCGUUGCUCAACCCCUCAACUCCGACAAGAUCGUUGAAGCCUGCUUUGAGUUAUCGGCGUCGAUUGACUCGUUCCAAAUCUCCGAUGUAGUCGACUCUGAGCUUCUUGGCUCCGACGAGUCCGAGGAGGCCAUGAAUGGGUCGGUAUGCACCUUAGAUGGCGAUGAGAGCUUACUGCGUGAGCUCCGACUGACUCUCCAGGAGCAUUCCGGUAAUAUAGUCAAGAAAUGGAGGGACUCGGAGCAAUGGGUUCUUGAAUUACGCGAUGGGAGGAGGGUUGCGGUUCCGCUUCAAAUCGCUUUGCCUCGGUGUGAAGCUACAGAGGUUUUGGAAAAGCAACAACAGCUGGCCUUAGUUACGUUGGAGUCUUCUGACGUUACGAAUGUGUCAUCGGCUCUUUUCGAAGAGGAUGAAGUAUUGGUGGAGGAUGGGGUUUCGGAUACCUACUCGAAGGAAGCUGAUCAGCCCCUAGUUGUUGAUCCAAUUGCUUUUUCUCUACCUUCAACCAUGGCAGAACAAUCUCUUGUAGAUGAGGAAAGUGUUGUGAGUAUGGAUACUUCAUAGAGUCAGGAACCUUAUUCCGAUUGGUUUCAAAAGAGAUUCAAUAAUUUUGAUAGCUUCCUUGGCACGUCCCUUGAGGGUUUAGAAGGUCAAGCAACAUAAUUUUUAUUGGCUGUUGAAGCUGAAUUAUAUCGAAGGGCUGAGGUGAAUAAGAAAUCAUGUGGUUUAAAAGGUUCGGGGGUGAAAGGUUUAAGAGAGUUGAAAGGGUUGUUUAGUGCCAUUAAUUAUGGCUCUUCAUCUGCUAGGCGAUGUGGUAUUAAUAGGAAUCGGGUUCUUUCCGUCGCUUAAUGAAUUUGAAGCUUAUUUCAUGGAAUGUCAGAGGUCUGAAUGAAGUUGGCAAGAGGCUUCAGAUUCGCAACUUGUUGCGAUCCUGGAAGGUUGAUAUUGUGUGUUUGCAAAAGACCAAACUAGAGUGGAUUACGAGAGGUAUUGUUCGAAGUAUAUGGAGUUAUCCAUAUGUAGAUUGGUUGUACUUGGGCUCAGAUGGUGCUUCUGGAGGAAUUUUAUUGAUGUGGGAUAGCCGAGUUGUGGAAAAGGUGGAGGAAGCGGUGGGGCAUUUUUCGGUUUCUUGCAAGUUUAAAAAUGUUGGUGACCAAUUUGAUUGGGCUUUUUCAGGGGUUUAUGGGCCAAAUUUGAACAAUAGCUGUAAGUUGAUGUGGGAGGAACUAACUGGGUUGAUCACUUGGUGGGAUUUGUCUUGGUGUCUGGGAGGGGACUUUAAUAUUAUCCGUUUCCCUUCAGAGCGUUUGGGGGUUGCUAGCUUUUUGAUGCAGCGUAGGCGUGUAGAAGCAGAAUCUAUAACACACAAAUACUACAACUCUUCCACUAAACCUAAGUUCUACAAGAAUACUAGGCUAAUAGGUAAAGUAAUAGAGAAAACCUCUCUAGCAAACUUUUAUUCAAAAAACACAUAUAACAUAAAUAAUCUCUCUAUAAAGAGUAUUUAUAGGAAUAGAAUUUCUCCUACUC